GGCCGCCCGCCCGCGCCUAGGGCCCCGCCGCCGGCCGGCCCCGGCAGAGCAGCGCCGCCGGCCCCGCAGCUGCCCCGCUCCGGCCCAGGCUCUGUGUUGUUGUAGGAGGAGUUUGCGGUCGCCUCCCCCUCUGACGUCCUGAGGCCAAAUUCUCCCAGCAAGGUACCACCCCAGCCGUCAAGAUGUCCAGCAAACGUGCCAAAGCCAAGACCACCAAGAAGCGCCCGCAGCGCGCCACCUCCAAUGUCUUUGCCAUGUUUGAUCAGUCGCAGAUCCAGGAGUUCAAGGAAGCCUUCAACAUGAUCGACCAGAAUCGCGACGGGUUCAUUGACAAGGAGGAUCUGCACGACAUGCUGGCUUCCAUGGGAAAGAACCCCACCGACGAGUACCUGGAGGGCAUGAUGAGCGAGGCACCAGGGCCCAUCAACUUCACCAUGUUCCUCACCAUGUUUGGGGAGAAGCUGAACGGCACCGACCCAGAGGAUGUCAUCCGCAAUGCCUUCGCCUGCUUCGACGAGGAGGCAUCAGGGUUCAUUCAUGAGGACCAUCUGCGUGAGCUGCUGACCACCAUGGGGGACAGGUUCACCGAUGAGGAGGUGGAUGAGAUGUACCGGGAGGCGCCCAUCGACAAGAAGGGCAACUUCAACUACGUGGAGUUCACCCGCAUUCUGAAGCACGGGGCCAAGGACAAAGAUGAUUAGUGCCAAGAGCUGCUCCCUGCCUUCUGUGCACGCUGCCUGCACCCCUGUCCCCUUGCUGCCCAGCCCCACAGCAGGCUUCCCCCCGGCCAGGACGUCACCCUGCUCCAUGUCGUGCCGAUGCUGGCACGUGGCACUGCACCCUUGCUGGAGGAAGCGCUCCCCUCACCGUGCCGUUGCGUGCACAUCCGUCCUCUCCCAUCGCCUCUCCCGCCUGCAGGCUCAGCCCCCAGGACCCAGCCAGGCUCCAUCCCCACCAAGCAGCUGCUCUCCCCGUGGAGCAGAGGGGGUCCUAGGGCAGGGGCGAGCAGCCCAGGUGAGCACUGGCCGGUGGGGAUUUUGGCUGGCUCAGACCAGUGCAGUCCAGGGGACCUGAUGCAGAAAGAAGCUCUCCCCUUACCUCCCACACUCCCUUCCUUUAGGAAAGAAAAAAAAAAGAACACUUUGUUUCCUCUUCUAUGGCUGUUUUAUGGCUUUAGAGCCCAUGAUUUGAGGGAUUCAGAAAGCUGAAGCAGCCUAUAAAGUCUGAUGGUGUAACACAA
This is a messenger RNA of Cygnus atratus (black swan), 1240 nucleotides long. It is a transcript of the gene MYL9, whose product is annotated as myosin light chain 9. The coding region runs from base 183 to 701 and encodes 172 amino acids. NCBI's taxonomy places the organism in Eukaryota, Metazoa, Chordata, Aves, Anseriformes, Anatidae. The record is from RefSeq and is a predicted model, not a curated record. Gene Ontology annotation, molecular function: calcium ion binding. Gene Ontology annotation, biological process: myofibril assembly; platelet aggregation. The transcript is spliced from 5 exons. Gene Ontology annotation, cellular component: cytoplasm; stress fiber; myofibril.